AUGGCUUCAAGCUCAGUUUCCCCAAAUUCUGCCAUCAAUGAUAUCCAAAGUCCCACAUCGAACAAGGAGGUUGGGAGUAAAAUACAUCUACGAUUGAGGAAAUGGGAGCAAACCACUCUUUCCAAUGAAGAUUUGGAAUCAUUUUCAGCUUCGCACGAGGAGGUUCUUGGUAUCAUUACCCUAGAGGAUGUCAUGGAAGAACUUUUGCAGGAGGAAAUAUUCGAUGAAACUGAUGAGUACGUUGAUGUUCACAAUAGAAUUACAAUCAACAUGCAACCUUCGCGAAGAUCGCCACUAAGAGCAGCUACAGCAUCAUCCCAAUUCCACUGGAGAAGUCCGAUUUCUUCGACUCGGGGAAGUCCAACUUCUUCGAAGCCUCAUUCUCCGAUAUUCAGAUCACCGAACUCACAACGCGUCCAGUCGCCGCUGUCCAAUCCAGCUCUGUGUUCUUCCCCCGGAAAACCUAUCCCAAUUUCUCCAUCUCACCAUGAGGUAUCCAGAAAAUCGUACGAGAGGCUGAGGCAUGGUUCUUAGGUUUCAAUUCGAU
Hibiscus syriacus is the source of this 547-nucleotide messenger RNA. RefSeq names its product DUF21 domain-containing protein At5g52790-like. Bases 1 to 534 code for a protein of 177 amino acids. Gene Ontology annotation, biological process: magnesium ion homeostasis. Gene Ontology annotation, cellular component: intracellular membrane-bounded organelle. The transcript has 4 exons. The record is from RefSeq and is a predicted model, not a curated record. NCBI's taxonomy places the organism in Eukaryota, Viridiplantae, Streptophyta, Magnoliopsida, Malvales, Malvaceae.